AGGCCCAGGGAGCUGGCCGGGUGGGGAGCAGUAAGCAUGGCCACUUCGGAGCUGAGCUGCCGGGUGUCGGAGGAGGACCAUGAGCGACACGAGGCCUUCUGGGCGGAAUGGAAGGACCUGAGCCUGUGCUCGCGGCCCGAGGAGGGCUGCUCCCUGCAUGAGGAGGAUGUCCUGCGGCGGGAGACCUACCACCGGCAGGGCCAGUGCCAGGCGCUGGUGCAGCGGUCGCCCUGGCUGCUGAUGCGCAUGGGCAUCCUGGGCCGCGGGCUGCAGGAGUACCAGCUGCCCUACCAGCGGGUGCUGCCGCUGCCCCUCUUCACGCCCGCCAAGGUGGGGGCUGCCAAGGAGGAGCGCGAGGAGACCCCAGUGCAGCUGCGGGAGCUGCUGGCGCUGGAGACAGCCCUGGGCGGCCAGUGCCUGGAUCGCCAGGACGUGGCCGAGAUCACCAAGCAGCUGCCACCUGUGGUGCCUGUCAGCAAGCCAGGGGCCCUCCGGCGCACACUGUCCCGCUCCAUGUCCCAGGAGGCACAGAGAGGCUGAGGGCUGCAGUGAUGCUGGCUUCGCAGUGUCUGCCCCGAGGGGGCCCUUCCUGGUGGGGGCCAUGGAGGGCACUGCUGGUCGGGGAUGCUUUGUAGUUUGCCCAGAGCUGGGGGCUGGGAGGAGGGAGCCAGAGGCCAGGACACCUGGGUCUGUGUUCCCCAAGAGAGAGGCGAGGACGGUGGGCACUGGAGGCAGAGAGCAGGCGGCCAGCACAGUUGAGCAGCCUCAGCCCCAGGAGAAGGAAGAAGGAGUGCUGGUGAGGUCGCUGGGAGCAGCCACACUGGUGCAGGUCUGAGCCUCAGAGGAAGCCUGUGCCAGAUGCAAAGGCUCCAGAAGGCAGCUGGGAAGAGACAAGGUGGGGGGAUGUGUGGAGACCAGAGACAGGCAGGCCCAGCACCCCCUCUUAGUGCUGCAAUAAAUGCUCAGCUGU
Octodon degus (degu) is the source of this 970-nucleotide messenger RNA. It is a transcript of the gene Tcap, whose product is annotated as titin-cap. The transcript has 2 exons. Bases 37 to 540 code for a protein of 167 amino acids. Gene Ontology annotation, cellular component: Z disc. Gene Ontology annotation, biological process: sarcomerogenesis; skeletal muscle thin filament assembly; cardiac muscle tissue morphogenesis. The record is from RefSeq and is a predicted model, not a curated record. Gene Ontology annotation, molecular function: protein-macromolecule adaptor activity; titin binding; structural constituent of muscle. NCBI's taxonomy places the organism in Eukaryota, Metazoa, Chordata, Mammalia, Rodentia, Octodontidae.